AAGGUCGCGGUCUCAAAAAAAAGUACAAUUUAUUUUUACCUGAUCAACUUUUUUGUUUUGCUUUUUCACUUUUAUGACAGAAACUCUCACUCAUUUUACACCUCACUUUGAUUCUACGAUAUAUAAUUCUCAAUAAAUCAGCGAGAGCUCCGAAAUGAUUGGAAGGGAUUAUUGUGCAAACAGAAGUCCUCCAAAACCCAAUGACUGACCACAGGCCGACUGACCUGGUACAUGGUCAUUUUGGUGAAUUUUCUUACGACAUUAAUGAAGAGCAGUGGCUGUUUUCACAAGAUCUGAAUAGAGGUAGGAAUGAUUUUUGACUGUACUCUUGAAUCCAUCCUUACCGUUUUCUCAGUUCAUCGAUUUCAACAACUUCUUCCAUUUGCGCAAUGCAUUCCUCCCUCGAUUCGAGAUAUACCUAGAAAUGGUAAAUUGAUAGCUCGGACCCAACAAAGAUGGCUCACGAAAAAGCGACCCGAAACGUUUCCGGGAGGAACCCUUACCGCAAACUUCUUCAAAAAUACUCCCGAUGCGACAUUGAAUCGUCUCAAGACUAGUACACUGAUGGCAAUCGGAGGUGCUGCGGAUUACGAUCAUACCUCUGGUACCAAAACUGCACUGAUAGUAGCGAUUCCAUGUGGUGAAGCUGGCCAUGUCCUGAAAUUAGUCAAACCUCGCCCCGAAAGGCUUGGAUGGGAGUCUCAGAAUGGAGUUCGAUUAUCAAUGGGUUCUGCCAAUGUGGAUCAAGGGCAUUGGUUCGGCACCGGUGGGACUAUUUUGCAGAUUGCGUCUGUCGAUGGUGGAAACGAGCUUAGUACCUGGUUCGCAGUUAGGCAGGCGGCCAUGAUUACAAUUUUCAGACCCAUAUUUCGAAAAGCUCCCAAGCCUUUCAUAGCCCCCGCCGGACACAUUGCGACCUAUCCUCCGUCUUGUCUGGACGCCAACCCUGUCGCAACUUUAACAAGCCAAGAAUCUGGAUCAAAGGAACAUGUGGAUGUUAGUUUUAACCCCUGGUACGCUAGACAAUUUGCGGUCGUGGACCGCGCAGGUCAAUGGAGCAGUUGGGAUAUUGAAGGUCGACAGAAGAAACGUUCCGCUUUCAAUAUUGUACCGGCGAAGAUGGGCCAGAUUUAUGACGACUUCGGCGAAAAUCCUGCUAUUCCAGCGUGCAAGUUACCUGGAGAUGUUUGCGAGUGGCACCGAGUCCUCUGGGCAGGUAGCGUAAGCACUAUGAUAGUCGCGAAUAGGAGACAUCUUGCAAUUUUUGAUACAAAAUCUAAGCCAAUACGGCUACCUUCUCACUCAUUUAAUACUUCGCUACUAAAAGACUGGAUAUUGGAUAUUAAGCGUAGCACUGUUGAUCUUUCACAUUUGUUUGUUUUAACUACGACUCGGAUUUUUUGGCUGAAGGUGACACCGACUGGCGAGGAUGGUCCGAACGUGGAGUCUGGAGUCAAAGUUAUUCUCUCGCAUCAACAUUACAGAACUGCAACCGAUGAUUCAAUGAAGUUGACAAUGUCUAAGGAGGAGAAUGGAACAGACUUGACAGUAUUCAUCUCAUCCAGCGAAAACUCAAGAUUGAAUACAUACACCUUUUUUAUGGAUGGGAAAAUCGCGAGGACUUUCCAGGGAACAUUCAGACUUUCCCCUGUGAUAAGCGAGGAAAAAGAACUUAGAGGAGAAAGUCUUUCUAUAUGUUCUGCGCCUUAUCUGAUGCCAAAAGACUCGGCUGAGGGUACGGGAUUAGAAUAUAUGGAAGCAGGAGUGAAAUUUUACCAAGCAUGGAUGCUCACGACAAACCUCGAGCUAGUCUCUUGUCUAUGGGCAUCCGAACUUCUCAGCUCACAACAGAAGUGGACUUCACAGCCCAGUCUAGUUGCACCAACAAACAGGGUCAUGGAUAACUCUAUCCGCCUGACAGCUAGACGACUUGCAGAUGAUUUCAUCGUUUCUGAUGAGGAUGAUGAAGAUGCUUUUGUAGACCAGAUGAGCUCUUUAACAACCCCAAAUGACAGGUCUUCGAUAGACAUCAACAAAGCUUCUAAGGAUCUGCUUCUCAGGAUAAAUAUGAAGCCCGUGUUCGAGCGAAUAUUCAAUAAGACGACGUCGAAUGAUUCGGAAACUGAUAUGGAGAUGGCAUUUCGUGAUAUAUCAAUUCAGAUGCAAAACGACAAGCAAAUGGAUAGAAUGUCGUUGAAAACUUGUCUUGAGCUAUCGAAUAAUGCAUCACCUUCAGGUGAUCUCGAUGAGGCAGCCAAGACUGUAACCGAAUUUCUGGAUUUCAUGAACACACUCGAUGAGGAUGAAGAGGAUGCAUCAUCAAAAUUCCACCUUUCGAAAUUGAUAUCUUGUCCAGGCGUGUUUUCUGACGAUCUUUCAUCUGACACUAUCUUUCCUGAUUUACUGCAAAUAUAUGAUGAACUCAUCAAUGUUUGGGUGACAAACCUUCCUCGCAAGACUCCUGGGCCAGUUCGGUUGGCAAAAGCGAGACUUAUCCGAAAAAUUGCUAUGGAACUAUGGUUGAGUUCGGUUGGUAUUUCGCUACGUAACAAGCUCCUUGAGCCAAGACCUCCACCAAUCGUUGAAGAUGGAACAUCAUUGCAGAUGCUUAAGGACAUUGAUGAAGUCUCGAGGGCAAGUUCGCCUCCAUUCUUUAGUUCACAGAACCAUUCCAGAACAGUGGAGAAUCCUCAGUUUAGCCUACCCACUCCCGCUCCUUCAGUCAUAUCAGCCGCCACAGUCAUUGAGGACCCUACCAUUGCCCGACUUCGCCAAUACGCGGUUAGGCUCGAGCCAAAAAACGAAUUCGGUCCAGCAAAAACUUCAUUGACUUCCCAAUGGCCAUCUGUCCCAGGUGCAGAUCCGGCCAAAUAUUCUUGGGAGGCCGUUCAGAGAGCUGCAGCUGCAGAAGAGAGUGGCGACGAUGAUUACCGUAGCCGACGAGAAAAUGCCCGGCGCAAACGGCGAGCAGAAAGAUUCUUGAGCCGAGAGCGUGCCAAUGCAGCUGCAUCUUCAUCUCAAGGUCUUGCCCAACCUUUUGGCAGUCAACCAGCGAUGUACAACACUUAUAGUUCGCAACCUGUUAAUGAACUACCAAUGACACAACCAAGUGAAGGUACUUUUGGUAGCAGAGUUGCUGCUCCUGCUACUCCUGGAAAGAGGAAAUUGAAAAGACGCAGGGCUGCAGGGUUUUAGAGAUAGAGAGAUUGGCUGCAUGUUUUGGUUAUCGAAGUCACCCUUUUUUAUUGGGCUUGUGUUUGGCGUAAGCAUUGUUCGAUCUGUAAUGUGAUGUUUGGCAGCAGUUUUAGAGACCUAUUAUGUAUUGAGUGUAUGAUAAUGUAAAGUAGCUUAUGUCAAGGUUACCCGUACUCCAUAUAUCAAAUGCGAUUAUCCAGGCCUGGUUUAACGCCAUAAGAGCAAUGUAAUCAAUUCAUGGCGGCUAUAUGUUGCCAUCCGUCGAUGGAAUUUUUCCAGGAAACAUCGGCCAGUUGAAUU
This is a messenger RNA of Sclerotinia trifoliorum, 3495 nucleotides long. The record is from the annotation of a GenBank genome assembly. NCBI's taxonomy places the organism in Eukaryota, Fungi, Ascomycota, Leotiomycetes, Helotiales, Sclerotiniaceae.